This is a messenger RNA of Dictyostelium purpureum, 1374 nucleotides long. RefSeq lists its product as uncharacterized. Bases 1 to 1374 code for a protein of 457 amino acids. The transcript is spliced from 3 exons. NCBI's taxonomy places the organism in Eukaryota, Evosea, Eumycetozoa, Dictyosteliales, Dictyosteliaceae. The record is from RefSeq and is a predicted model, not a curated record.
AUGCGUGUUUUGGUCAUUUUUCUACCAAAAACCUUUCCAAACAAAUGUUUGCAUUUUAAAAAAUUUGGAUUAUGGGUAAUUUUCCAAUCAUCAUCCAAAGAAAAAUCACAUGAAAACAAUUUAAACACAUCUCCACCUAUCAUAACCUCACCACACAAUAACCAAAAGGAUAACUUAUAUAAAUCAGAAUCAACUAGUCCUAUAAAAUCAAACUCUUCAUCAUCAUCUAUUUCAAACCCAUCAAGUGUUUCGAGUGGAUCGGCAUAUUCCUAUAAUGGCUCAAGUGGCAGCGGUGUAAACUCUAUUACUCCUCCACCUAUUGUACACCCACCAACUAAAAAGAAAAGAUCAUGGAGAAUUAGAACCCCAUCACCAAAACCAAAAUCAGAGUCAACACUUAAUAGUCACCGCCACCAUCAUCAAUACCACCAUAAUAAUAACUUUUCUGAUCUUUCUGUUCAAUUGCCCCCAACCCCAACAUAUCCAGAAAAGCCAUUGUUUUUAUCAAAUUCGAAUCAUAUUCCAAAACCUAGAUCGAGACAUUCAUAUACAAAUUCUUUAGAUAAUUCAAAACCAACUCCAAAUAAAUAUCAAAACAAUAGCAACAACAUUCCUCAUCAAAAUAGUCAAUUUUCAUCUAAAAUAAAUUAUAACAACAAUAAUAAUAACUAUAAUAGCAACUAUAAUAAUAUAUCAUCAUCAUCAUCAGUUUCAUCUACAUCAUCAUCAACCACUAGUAUGAGUAAAAGAAGACAAACACCAUCACCAAACAAACUAAUCAAUUCAUCACAAACAACAAUUUCACAAAUUUCAAACUCAUCAUUAAACUCUAUGAACUCUUCACAUACUAAUUUAGUAGAUAUAGCAAAUAAUAAUAUAGUUUCUACAUUUACAAAUGAAAGUCCAUGCUAUACAAAUAUAAUAAGACCAAUUCCAAUUAAAUCUAGUAAUAACAAUAUUCAACCACAAAAUUCAUUAAAUGCCAGCCAAUCAUUAUUAGAUAAUAAUACUUUUUACACAUCAUCCUCUUCUUCUUCAUCUUCAUUAGGAUGUAAUACCGCUAUUGAAGAUAUACCAUUAGUACCAGUAUUAUCAUCAUCUCAUUCAAAUAUAAAAUAUUCCUCAGACAACCUCGAUUUUAUUACUGAUAAUAAAACCAUAUUUAAUUCAAGUAAUGGUUUAAUAAAUAAUAGUAUUAAUAAUGGUAUUCAGUCACCUUUACCACAUCAAAUAUCAAUUAAUUCUAAAGAUGAUUUAGAUGAAAAUGAAGACAAACUUCAAAAUUGGAAUGUAAUUAAUAUACCAGGAACUCAAAUGUGCAGAGAUCAAAUUACAAUUAAUCCAUUUGAAAAAUCAACAAAAGAAAUUUAUUAA